Molecule: messenger RNA, 925 nt
Organism: Cariama cristata (Red-legged seriema)
Lineage: Eukaryota; Metazoa; Chordata; Aves; Cariamiformes; Cariamidae
Gene: GTF2E1
Product: general transcription factor IIE, polypeptide 1, alpha 56kDa
Exons: 3
Biological process (GO): transcription open complex formation at RNA polymerase II promoter; transcription initiation at RNA polymerase II promoter
Cellular component (GO): transcription factor TFIIE complex
Source: RefSeq, a predicted model, not a curated record
ACAUGAAGCUUGAGAUCUGAACCUGCUAUGACUGACCCAGACGUCCUCACUGAGGUCCCAGCAGCUCUCAAACGCCUUGCCAAAUACGUAGUGCGUGGCUUUUAUGGCAUUGAACAUGCUUUGGCUCUGGACAUUCUCAUCAGGAACCCCUGUGUGAAGGAAGAGGACAUGUUAGAGCUCCUUAAGUUUGAUAGGAAGCAGUUGCGGGCUGUCCUCAACACCCUGAAGGGUGACAAGUUCAUCAAAUGCAGGAUGAGGGUAGAGACGGCUCCAGAUGGCAAAACCACCCGUCAUAACUACUACUUCAUCAACUACCGCCUUCUGGUUAAUGUGGUGAAGUACAAGCUGGACCACAUGAGGAGGAGGAUUGAGACAGAUGAAAGAGACUCCACCAACCGCGCCUCUUUUAAAUGCCCCAUUUGCUUCAGCACUUUCACAGACUUGGAGGCCAACCAGCUGUUUGACCCCAGGACAGGAACUUUCCGCUGUACUUUCUGCGAGACUGAAGUGGAAGAAGAUGAGUCGGCAAUGCCCAAAAAGGAUGCAAGGACACUCGUGGCAAGAUUUAAUGAGCAGAUUGAGCCCAUCUAUGCGCUGCUUCGUGAGACGGAAGACGUUAACUUAGCCUAUGAAAUCCUCGAGCCAGAACCCACAGAGAUUCCUGCGCUGAAGCAGAGCAAGGAACGUGCAGCUGGUACUGGUUCAGGGACAGCAGCUGGCCUUGCAGGUGGACACCAUCGGGAAGCAUGGACUACAAAAGGACCAUCAUAUGAGGACUUGUAUACCCAGAACGUUGUCAUCAGCAUGGAGGACCAGGAAGAUCUUAACCGGUCUGCAAGUGAAGGAAAGCCAGCCAGAGAGAGACCAAUUUGGCUACGGGAGAGCACGGUGCAGGGGGCUUAUGACCCUGAUGAAAUCAAAGAUG